GUGCUUUUUUUGAGGGCACACAAUUUGUGAGGUCUAGAUCGGGUUAAAACUCCUGUUUGUGUGCUGUGUGAUUGCUGCCUUUUUGAUGUAUUUAAUUUUACUAUUAGCCCUUCUUACAAAAACUAGUACAGACACAGUUUAAUUUGUUAUACACCGUAACUAAUGAAAAGGUCACAGUCAUAGGCUAUGGGUUUUCCUGUGUUCGUAUUAGGACUAUUUAGCUUCCAAGUGGCAAAUCACUAAAGCAAAACAAACAACUCCCUCUUGCAUACCUUUUGUUUUUGCAGUGCAUGCAUACAAAAUGUAUUCUCAACUGUAAGUAAUUCAGAUCAAAUAAGGAAUUUCCGGUUAUUUCAGCAUGCAGGUACAGAUGAGAAAAAUACAAGGCUUAAAAUACUGCUGACAUUUAAAGUACUUCCCUACUCUUAAAACCGUUAAAUUAGUGUGACUCUUCCAUAAUCACAUUGCUUUUCUCACGUUUAAAUUAUACACAUUUCAUUUACCUUUAGAAAACUGUAGUUAUCGGCAUCAUAAUCUACAUUCAUGAAUUAUUGCAAGUGCAUAGUUUGUGCUUAUAAUCUUCAGUUACAGUGUAGUUCUGAAAAAUCUUUGUUCAAAUAUCCUGUACUGAUUAUCAGUAGUAGCUCUAUAAAUUACAAUUACUGUAGUCUAGUGUACUUGUUUCUAUAUAUUCUAAUAACAGAACUGAUAGAAAUAACAGGUCAUUUUGAAAUCCGUAAAUCUUAAUUGUGUCUUCCCAGCUACAGUUUCUUUUGACACUUUAUGGUAUCAGUAGCACUGCAGCAGCUGAAAGAAUUGAUUACUUAACAUCAGUCUUUAAAUACUGGUAUAGAGACUGAAGAGCAGUGCGAAAUGUAUGACUGAGAGAAUGUAUAUAGUUCCAGUACACACUUCCAAAUUAUUCUAUCUUAAAACUGAAAGAAUUCAUAAAGCUAUUCAGCAUUCAGAGAGAAGUCGCUAAGGUCCUGUGUCUUUCACUUCCUUCUAUAUGAAACUGUUCUUACUCUGUUUUUCAUUUCUCCCUUGUGCCAUUCCCCUCUCAUCCCUGGACCUGAUUAGCAUUGAAGAAGAACUUUGCCUUCAGGCAUUGGUCAGUUAUUUAAAACACUCUAUUUUGCUUUCUAUCUAAUAAUUUAUUUUAAGUCAAGGUAGCUAGUUUUUCCUAAUCAUUUUUCUCAGGAUAAGGUAUAGAAUUAAUCAUAUAAUUACGAUUCUGAUGGAUCCUUUGGUCUGUCAACAUUUUAUUUGGGAACAAAUCCGGUGUUUUGUGAAGACCUAUCACUAUAAAAUGUGAAAAAAUUGAGACUUUAAUAAAAACUAUAAUCUCUCAUUUUUCUUCUUGAUUAAAUAGUAUUGAAAAUACAUUUUUAUACCAUCUCUGAUUCAUUUAUGUAGAAUAUUUGCAUAGCUAAACAAAUACUUUUAUUCUAGAAAGAAUUUUUUCCUCUGUUCUUUCUUUCCUCUACGUCUUUUAGAUAAUGGAACAUAUAAUGCAGUUGUCAAAUUAUUAAAAUAUAUUGUAUUCUUGAUUACAAAGGCCAGGGAUGUUCCAUGAGACAUCAUCUAUUUAUUGCUCUUUCAUUAAAAAUUAAAAAAAGUAAUAUUGACAAGCUUGUAAAUAAAUCAUAAGAGUAUGAUAUAUGUGUAUAUAUUCAUACAUGUAUUAUGGAAAGUAGUUUGAGAAUUCUUCUAAGAUAGUAGAGGGGAGGGGAGGAGAAGGGAGAGAACAAGAGAGGAGAAGAGAGGAGGAGAAAUUUCUUCUACUCUUUAGCAAGGAGAAUGAACUACUAGGCCACAAAGUCAGUUUAUUUUGAACUCAGUAGAGUUGAGAUUGCAAGGUAAGCAGGUAAACUGAAUUACAAAAGAUGAUGAAUCUUUCCAGGUCAAAUACACAAAUUGUUUCAUUGUGGUAGGACUGAGACAGAAGUAUCUACCAUAAAUGUAGAUCAGAAAAAAAUGGCUUCAACUUUAACCAGUUAUUAUAUUUGUUAAUAGUAGGUUAUGGAUUCAGUAUAGGAUUUCUGGAAACUGCAGAUACAGAGCAAUGUAUAAUUGCCACUUCUUUUCUCUGGGCCUCUAGUAAGGGUUUGUAAGAAGGGCUGGAGACAGAAGAUGUAAAACAUUCUUUUUCAUUACAUGGCAUGGUAAGCAGAAGAAUGACCCUCUAAAGAUGUUUAUAGUCUAAUCCUGGGUCCUUAGAUGGUGUGCAAACUUUGUAGAUAUGAUCAAGGAUAUGCAUCUGGAUUAUUUAAACAGCUCUAAUUAAUAACCCUUAAAUGUAGAGCCUUUGUUUUAGUUAGAAGAAGAGAGAGGAGGGGAGAAAAACCAAAAGCAAUAGGUUUUAAGUGGUUUCCAGUAGAUGAAAACUGCAAAGAAAUUGAUUUUUUCCUUUAUGGCCUCCAGAAAGCAGUGUAACCUUGGUGACAUCUUGAGUUUUAGUAAAGUGAUCUGUGUAUCAGAAUUCUGAUGAAUAGAACUGUAAAAUGUGGUAUUAAAGUUACUAAAUUUAUGGUAAUUUGUUAUAGCAGCAGUAGAAAUCUAAAGAACAUGGAAACAUGGUCUGCUUAAGUUUGAAGGUGGAACUGAACAUUAGAGAAAGCCAUCUGCAUUUUAGCCCCCAUAUAAAUGAAAGAUGAUUAUUGGCUACAGUGAGGGACAAGCAAGAGAUCUGCUUGUGUUCUGAGUCCUUCAAUAUGCUUAGUCUGUCAGUGCUGACCAAGGAGCACUGUCCACUGUAAUUUGGAUCCUAUUCUGAUGCCAAGCAAAAAGCUCUGAAACCAGAAGAAAGAAGAAACUCUACCUCUGGACUUGCAAUGACCAGUGUUAGAGGUCUGCUGCUACAGAAGGACAGAAAAUUCUGGGUCCCACACUGACACUGGCAGAAACCAUUUGCAACUCAGAAAAGGUACAAAACUAUCCUUAAUGGACUGUUCAUAGAUACCAGUCAGAAGCCAUUUGCUGCUAGAAGGGGGCCAGUUAACCUCAUGAUAGUUAGACCUUCCAGGGUUAAGAGACAUUGAUUGAUACAAGGGAGGCCAGGAAGGGAGCCUGUCUUGGAUUGCUUUACUGACACUAGGUAAAGGUCAUGUGUUGCCACUGGGGUGGGAGGAGGAACAACACUUUCAAGCAGGAUACUACACAGAGCAAGAGUGUUUCAUUAUUGUGGGAGUGAUGGGAACACUAGGAAAGCCCACUUUUGAGGGAAAAAUACCUAGCAGGUGAUAAUGGCAAUUGCUAGGGGUGAGGAAAAACACGUGAUUGUUCCACUGUGAAACUGCACUGAGAAAUAGGAAUGUGGCAGGACAUCCUUUUCUGUGAUGCAUGGAUGGACAGAUGAAGCAGGCAUGAAUACCAGAAUCUCCUUUGUACUUUAGUCCUCACAAUGAAUGCAAAGCUGUGGCAAAUUCUAUUGUUGGGAUACUUUGAAUCCAAAUGCAUAUAACAUAUGGACUGGCUAAAGUUUCACAUAUGAGUUGCCUACAGAGUUGGAAACAUGUCUUUUUUUGCAUGAUAAUAUUUACUUUACUUCAUAAUUUAUUAUACAUAUCUAAACAAAUAUGCCAACAACCAGCAUUGUUAAUAGAAAACAAGAGGCUAAGAUGUUGAAAUUAUGAGUCUUUAAUCAUAACUAAGCAGGGCAAGAUAGUGAAUGCCUGCAGUUCUAGCAUUUGGGGAGGCUGAGGAAGUAGGAUCUCAAUUUACAGCCCACUCUGAGCAAUUUAGGGACUCUAUUUCAAAAUAAAAGCUAAAAAGGGAUGGGAUUGUAGCAUUGCGUUUUAACCUUUUGUGUGUGUAUGUAUGUAUACAUGUGCACAUGCACUCAUGAUUAUUACUAAAAAUGUGGGCAACUGAAAAAUUUUGGAGACAUAGUAAUUAUAUGAAGAAUUCAGAUGAAAACACUGGACAAGAAAAUCUUGAAGAUGAAUGAUUCAUUUGCUAGCUUAUUAAUUGGGCACAGUAGAGACUAAAAAUUAGUGAUCAGUGAAGGUAAAUUAAUAGAAAAAUGCCUGAGCUGAAAAUAAAAAUGAAACAAAAGGGAGAGUUGAUGAGAGCAAAUUGAAAACAUUGACAAUACUAAUUGCUUUCAUGCAUUACUGAUGGUGAUAAAAAUGGCAUAGUCGCUUUGAAAAACAGGUUUUUUUUUUGCCGGGGAUUGAACUCAUGACCUCUCCUUUGCCAAGCAGGCACUUACCCUGCUGAGCUAAACCCCCAGCCAACUUUAUUGUUUUAAAAAUAAAUAUAGUGCUAGGUCUAGCAGUAAAAUUUGGAAACUUGGGGUAUUAGCAUCUAAAAACUAUUUAAUAUAUGCAUUCUAUCUAGAUGCUUAGUUUGAAUUUGCUUCUUUGCACUUUGUGAUGAUUUUUUGGUACCUUUUAAUCACUGCCUUUUUUGCUUAAGCCACCAGAAUAACUUCUUUUAAUAAUUUCUAAUGAGUUUAUAUUAGUACUUCUAAUUGAAAUUUCAGUAUCUAUUUUUUUUUCUCAUGCUGAAAACUUUGCUCUCUAACAAUACAUUUGCAUAUAUUUGUGUGUAUCUCAGUGUGUAAAAUUUUCAAGUUAACAAUACUUGGUUUACUUUCUAGCCAUAUAAUUGUCAACAGUUUUAAAAUUUCUAUUAGGGUAUAUCCUAAUGGAGAUAAAAGUCAAAUUAUAUCUUAAGAUCAUUUGAAACAAUUUCUGUUUUUAGUUAAACCAUCAAUCAAAUUGUUUCAUCUUUUGUUUGAAAUUUUAUGAUUGUUUAAUGAAUUUUCAUGGCACUGAAAUAAAAACUUCAAAAUAAUGUUUCCAGAGAAGCCUCAUUUCUUCUCCUUUCAUUGGUUUCCUUUCCUAUUGAACAUUCCUAUAGAACAUUUACCUUUUCUUAGAUAAUAUAUAGCACUGUAUAAGUGUUAUUCUGUAUUUUGCUUUUUAUAAGUAUAACCAGGAAUGACUCCAUCAGACUACAUAGCAGUCAUUGGCAUUCCUUUUUAUAACUGAAUAGUACUUUACUCAUCUCGUCUUUGCAGUUAUACAUUAAUUCGGGAUAUAGGUGACUUAGCAAAGUUCAGCACAUUUCAUAGCUGCCCAGGGGUUAAGGGGGGACGUAGACUGGUUUUUUUUGAAUAGUAAAUUAUUUUUCACUUUAGAAGGGUAAGGGAUAAUUAUAAAUUUUAAUAGCAUCAUGUCCAGUAAUUUUUUCUCUGGAAAUAGUUAGAAUUUUAUCUUUUGGGAUGACAUAGAAUUUUAACACAUCGAUCGAUCGAUAUAUUCUGUUGGCUAGAGCCCAGUCACUUGAUCACACAUAACUGCAAAAAAUUUUAGGCGAUUCAGUGGCAUGUGUGCUCAGGAAGAAGAGAAGAGUAAGAAUUUUGUUGAACUGCAUACUGUUUCCUACAUUUUUAUGUCUGUUCUUCACCACAUCUACCUUUCAACCCACACAUAGGACGUAACCUAUACUUCCCUGUGAACACAACCCACAGUCCUAUUAGGGAGUCCCUAUUUCAAAUUAAAAACUUCAGCUUCUAGUGCAGAGUUUCUGGGUGACAGCCACUUCUUAGCAUUUUUGCAUGUGGUUCCUCAUGAUCUGGAGAUAAACUUAGAAUUAAUACCAUCCUUCAUUCCCCAUCUCCAAGUAUAAAAUGGCUAAUUGGGGUCAGGGUAGCUAGAACACUCCCAUUCCUUUACAAGAGAAUGGAAGGAAAACAGUGGUCUGUGAGUAAAACCUAAGUGGCCUCUAUGGAACUGCUUGCACAGACUUAAACGUAGAAAUUCUUGGUUUAUCCUUGUGUCUGAUCUCAGGGAGGAGCUCUCUUACCCAGCAUUCUCCGUGGCUUUGUGCUCCACCCUUUUCCUAUGCUACAAUGUCUUCCUUGACUAUUGCUGAAUUGAAUUAUGGAUGAGAUAUACUCCUGGAGAAGUUACAUAUUUCAGGACAUUCCAAGGAAUACAAAUUUGGGAUCUAGAAAGCUAUUUUAAUAUUACAGAUUUUAUUAAGUCACAUGCAGCAUUUACUAGCAAAUACAAUAUCCUCAAAAUUUUUGAAAACUUUAAAAAAUCUAUUUGCUUCCAAUUAGUUCCAUGUUUUUCAUAUAAACAUUUCCACAAAGAUUUUCCUCAUACCAAAGUUUCAUAUCCCAAUACGCAAAUAAGUAUUUUUGCUUAGCAUACUGCACAUCUCUUCUACUUCAGUGGCAGCUAUUGUGAAGGCAUAUGAUAGGGCACAGUCUGUUUAACUGAAAAAUCUUAAUGAACCUUUGUUGCUGUUGGGUUUUGUGCUAAUCUCAAUUGCUUACGAGAACCCAGUGUUUAAAUAUGGCAUGGUUUCAUUAAUAGGAGAAACUCAAACUAUAAUUUGAAGAGAGAUAGCAGAAGCAGAGAGAUAAUUGGAGAUGGAAAGGGAAUGAGAAGUAGGGAGAGGGAGAGUAUGGUGGGCAGAGUGGGAUGAAGUGAAGGAGUAAACAUGAUCAAGAUUCAAUAUUUAUAUGACUAGAUCUCCAAGAUAAAUGUAAUUAUUAUGUAUUGCAAACAUAUGCUAAUAAAACUUUUUAAAAAUUCAUUAUGUUGAUGGCCUAAGUAGAGUGUAACAAAUUAGUGUUUAUCUUAGCAAUUAGGGCAGUAAGGAGGGAGGAGAGGGAAGGAAUUCCUAAUAGAAAGGAAUGUAUGGCAGCAUGGCUGGUUAGCUGGAAAGUUCCAGUUUUUGACAAGAUGUGAUAACAUGGUAUAAUUUGUUUCUUUUAUAGUGAAUUUAGGUUAUAUAUCUAUGUCGUAUGUAAACAUAAAAAUAGUUUCAAAAGCAGAAAAAGUUAGUGGAAUAUAAAAUUAAAGCAUAAUGACAUUUUCAUAGAUAUUGUAUUUUGAUUGUUACUGAAUAAAGAGGAAAAGGGAAUUAUGUUAGCAGGAAAUACAACUUAAAAGUUUUAAGAAGCCUUUAUAAAAAAGAUAUUUGAAAAAAGGAAGAGAGAAACAAGAACCAUAAAUGCACACUUUUAGUGCUAAUCUUGGUGCAACCUUCAAUCAUUAAAUAUCUAGAUUUUCCUAGACACUUAAAAAAUUCGACUUAAUUAUUUGUAAUAUAACUUUCAUUAAGUCAGAAAAUGAAUUUCCAAUGAAUUUUAGUAUAGCUAUCACACACUGUGGACAAUAACUAUACUCAUACUGUUAACUCUGAAGAUCAUAAUCACAAGCAUAUUCUAAAAUUAUGUGUAUGUGUGUAUGUGACUAUGCAUAUGUACACUUGUGACUUGGGCAAAUAUUUUGUUAGCAUAGUUUUUUUUCCUUGUUCCUUGUUGGAGAACAAACCACAGAGAGUAAAGUAUUUUUUGAACUAUAAUAUAAAUUUAGUAUAAUAGUUGUAUAUAUUUGUAUAUAUGCAGUCCUAAUUUUAUUACACCAAAAAACCCCCAGAAUGUAAUAGUUGGGCAUUUAGGUAAACAGCUGAGGGGAUUUUACUUGCUCUAUGAUGAUAUUAAAAUAUGAACUAAAGAUUUUUCCUUUUAAGUUUUUAAAAAAUUGAAAUUCAUUUUAACUAUUCAUAAAAAUAUAAAAACUGUACAUUAAUGGGAUGCUACCAUGUGACAUUUGAAUAUAUAUGUACAAUGUGUAAUGUUUAAAUCAGUUUACAUAUAUUUAUCUCCUGAAGUUUUUUGUUAUUUAUUUAUUUAUUUGUUUAUUUAUUUUCUUUUUGUUUUUUCAAGACAGAGUCUCCUUAUGUAGUUCAGUCUGGCCUCAAACUCAGGGCAAUCCUUCUGUCCUAGUCUCCUGAGGGCUAGGAUUACAGGAGUGCUAUCAUGCCCAGCUCUCCUAAAGUAUUUAUCAUUUAUUUAUGAUGAAAACAUUCAAACUAACUUUUUGAAUAAAGACAAUAUACUGUAUUUUCUAUCAAUAAUAUGCAAAUAUCCAUAUUAAAAAACUCACAGGCAAAUUAAAGUUCCAGAGCUUUGUUUUUGGUGUUAUUUUUGUCAUAAUUAUUAGAAUGUAUGUAGCAAAGAAAAAAUGGUAAAUAAAUUCAUUGAAAGUAUGUUGGUUUUAGGUUAGUCUUGAUGAAGCAGGUGAAGGAAGAUAUUCUUAAAAGUCAUGGAGAAGGAAAUUAAUGUUCUUCCAUCACAGUGAACUGUGGCAUUCAGUAAACUGCACUCUGAUCAUAUCUAUCAUUUAAGUUUCUCUCCUUUAGCUGCCAUCAUUGUCAUCAUCAUGUACCUCACUUAAUGCUUUAUUUUGGAAUGAUCUCAUACCUAAUUUGGACCGUGUCUAAGUAAUUUUCUAAAGACUGUUACUGUGGAUAAUAAGGCACACUGGCCAACAACAAGGUCAAGUCAACCUUAUACUUUAAGACUUAGAAAUUCAUCAUACUUUAAAUUUAAGAUACAUUGUUUGAACAAAUGAUCUUAAAAUCAUCAAAGGAUAACUACAUGAAGAUUUAGUUUUUAGUGCACAUAAAAUUCUUUUCAUAAAAAAAAGAUAAAAUAAAUGGAGUAUUUCAUAAAUAAGCUCUUAUUUCUAAAGAGAGGAUUUUAGGAAUCAAUGGACAAAUAAAAGUAAGCUGUACAUCUUCUAUAUCAGAAUUGAGUAACACGUUCUUAGGCAAAAAGUCUCAUAAGAAUAUAUGGAGACUAGGGCUUGGGACAUAGCUCAACAGUACAGUACCUGUCUGGCAAGCACAAGGUCAUGAGUUUGAUACUUGGUACCCUCUCCAAAUAUAUAUAUAUAUUUGGAAUAUUAUAUAUAUAUAUAUAUAUAUAUAUAUAUUGAAAUAUAUAUAUAUAUAUAUGAUUAUUAAGGAUUUACUUAAAAAUUAAGCAAUGUUAACAGCUUAAUAAACCACAGAGUCACUGUGUUUUUACUUAUUGGAAUGCUAUUUUGAGAUCAAAUUCUUUGUGUUAAAUUUUCUCCAGUAAAAGCCUUGGUGAGGAUUCAGCAACAGGUAAAUUGUUACCAAAAAUAGCCACUCACAUCAAAUCCUUUUUCAGUUUUUAAAACCAAUGUGUAAUUGGUCUAUUUGUGGUAAUGGAUUAUUAAGGUCUCCCAUUAUAAUCAUAUUACUGUUUAUCUUAUAUUUUUGUCUCAGUGUUUGUUUUAUGAAGAUAAGUGCACUGUGCUUUAAUGCAUGUAUGUUUAUAACUGUUAUCCCUUUAUGUUGAAUAGUUAGUUCCGUUAAGCGCUAUGUAAUGUCCUUUCUUGCUUCAUUUGAUCAGCUUUGACUUGAAAUACUCUGACUGAAAAUAAGAUAGAUAUUCUUGCUUGUUUUCAGAUUCCUGUUUUAUGGGAUAUUGUUUUCCAUCCUUUGAUUUUUAGCCUAUGAAUUUUUAUUUUAUGUUAAAUAUGAUUCUCGAAUUCAAUGUACUUUUAGAUUCUGUUUUUGAUGCCUCCUGCUGAUCUGUGUAUUUUGUUCGAUGACUUGUUUUUCUGCAAUCUUGAAAUCAGGAGAAACUUUUAAAUUUUACAGUCCAUGUUAUUAAGUUUUAAAGUCAUGUGCCAUGGUUUUAUGUAUCUAAGAGGUCUGUUUUUAAAAACAACAUUUCUUCUAAAUGUUUUAUUGUGUUAGUUUUUACAUUUAGGUUAAAGAUCAAUUGUGAGUUAAUUUUUGGGCAUGAGGUUUGAAGGAAUAGCUUAAGUUCAUUAUUGCUAGAUUUAUUAGCAUUGUUUGUUUACAAAAGUAAUAAUGUAUCAUUGGGUUUCUGUGACAUCUUCUAAAAUCAUAUUAGCCAUGAACAUAAUUGUUAAUUCCUGAAUCCUCGGUUGUGUUUUUUUCCUUUUUCAAUCUAAAUGUGAUGAUCAAACUAUGUUAAAUAUUACAGCACUGUAAAAAGCUUUGAAAUCACAAACUGUAAUCAUCCAAUUUUGUUAUGAUUUAAAAAUGUUUGACACUUUAAAAAUUUGCAUUUACAUGCAUACUCUUAAGAAUAAUUUUUAACUUUCUGCAAUAAAAGAAAUCUUGUUUGAAUUUCAUAGUGGUUUCAUGAAUAUGUAAAUUGGAUUUUCAUAUAGAAAGACUCCCUUAAACUGGAUUUCAGUGUAGCUAGUCUUCCUUGCUUGCACAGGUCUCUGGUAAAUUUAAAAUAUAAUGUCAGCCACUUAUUUUCUAUUCUAGUUGUUGCAAGAGUACUUCAUAUGUUAUGUGUAUUUGGAAGUCUUCACAUGGAAUUAUUUUAUUUCUUCCUAGUUCUGGAGAUUGAACGCAGGGCUUUGCACAUGGUAAGCAAGCAUUCUGUCACUGAAUUACAUCUCCACACCCUCAUAAGUAAAUUUUAAGUUUAGAUUACUCUGGAUCAAGUGACUAUUUAACCAUCUCUGGCUCCUACCCUAAAUCAGACAGAACAAACUGGAAGUACUUCAUACAAUUAGCUUAUGGAAUCCUCUUAAGAUGAAGACAAAAACAAUAUUAUUUCUCUCUGUGUUUUACAAUGAUUGUCUUGAAGCUGAGAGAAGUUUUAAAGCAGAAUCUAAGAUCAGAGUUGUAUAAGCAGAGAAUCUGAUUUUCUGUGGCCCUGUGACUCCAAAUCCUCCCAUAAAAACUGUUAACUAUAAAUACUCAGAAGGAAUAAAAUAUGUAACUGGGCUAAUUUAACACUUACAAGUCUUAAAAUUUAAGUCAUCAAAAUGAAUUAACAACAGAAAGAUAAAACUGAAUGUAUGGGAAAGUCUUUAUUCUACAAUGAAGAACAUAUGUUAAAUAAGAACUAUUAAGAAAAUUACUGAUUAUUUCAAAUAAUCUUUCAAUAUUAACAACACAGGAGAAUAACUUUACUAAAGGCCUACGCAUGACAGAUAUGUUUGCAAAAUAUUAAUGUGCAAUGUCUGAAGGGGAAAAGGCAUUAUUUAAACUUAUACAACCCCCUGAAACACAUUAUAGGACAAUAAUUGCUUCUAUCCAUAAGAGAUAUGUGCAUGCAUGUUUGUGUGUGUACUUGUGUGCAUAUACAGGCAUGCUUUCUAGAUUCUAAAGAAAUCAUAAUAAGAUAAUACAUAGACAUUAGUUAUCAAUUACCAGAUUUUAAAGGUAAUGUAAUGGUUGACACAUUGUGUCAAUUUGAGAAGUCUAGAAGUUUAGCUAAGUAACUGAGCAGUUUUACAUCCUAGGUUAUAGAUGACAAAUCCUUACCUCUCUAGGGUAUUGUUCAUAGUGUCUACUUGAGAAGUUUAUAAGUUUUAACUAAGUCACUCAUCAGGAGGACAGGGUCAUUAUUUUAUAAAUACUACCAUGAACCGGUGCAAGUGAAGCGCAUGGAGAUGGUAGGUCUAGCAAUGAUGGGUAGGUUGCAUAUAAUAUAAAGGAGGAAAAGAGGCUUGUUCUCUCCCUUCUUUUGCUUUUGAUGCUUUUGCUAUCUUUUGGCAUCUUGAACUGUUGCUCCUCAGCCAUGCCACUUUGCCUUGGACCAGCUGUUAGAGACUGAAACCUCCACAAACUGUGAGCUAAAUAAAACUUUCUUUCCUUAAGUUUGGGCAUUGGAUAUUUUGUUUCAGCAACAUUAGAAAGAUAAUUAAGACAAUCGAUCUUCUUGGCUUCACAAGAAAUAUUUAGCUGUGUUUGCAAAAUUUGGGCUUUUUUUCUACAUAAAUCUGAAAUUCAAAAUGAAUCGGUAGUGUUGAUCAUUCUAAAUCAAACUAAACUUCAUGAAAUGAUUUAGAUAUUCACUAUUGGUUCCUGUUUUGAGAUCUAAAAUUUUACUUUAAAGAAAUUAAAGCAGACUUACACAAAUUACAGGGAGGUAAAACAAGGAAAAACUACGUAAUACUGAAAUAGAAUAUCUAUUUGCAUUCUAGCAAAUUAGAAUGCAACUUUCACUAACAUUAGUUAUGCUAUAUGCUGAUAUAUGGCAGAGUAUAUGAGUAAGAGCUAAUUUUGGCUCUUUGUGAAAAAAAAAAAAAAAACCAAAACUCUGUUUUCUAUAAAGGCAGGGUUGAAUUAAUCCAUGAGCAUACUCUGCUGCUUUCCAACAAAACUGCCCAUCCAGAAGUUGACGGCAAAUAGAAUUCAAAGUCAAUGUAUUAGAGGAAUCAAGACCAGUAACAGUCCUGUAUUUUCUGCUUUUCACAUAUGUUAAGUUUCUGUGGAGCAUUUUGAUCUUAGUCAUGGUAGAAUUUGCUGUUGCAAAUUUUGCCAAUGUUUUCAUAGUACUGGUGAACUAUAUUGACUGGGUCAGAAAAGGAAAAAUCUCCUUAUGUGAUGAAAUUCUCACUGCUCUAGCUGUAUCCAGGAUUGGUUUGCUUUGGGUAAAAGUAAUAAAUAUGUUUAUAACUGUGCUUAAUCCAAUUUUACAAUGUAAUCUUUUUUUUUUCUUUUUUUUGGUAUCUGCGUGGUUAAUAACCAAUCAUUUCAGUAUCUGGCUCGCUUCUGGCCUGAGCAUAUUUUAUUUGCUCAAAAUAGCCAGUUCCUCCAAUCAUGUUUUUCUUCACUUCAAGAGAAGAGUUAAGAGUGUCAUUUUUUGGGUAUCUUCUGAUGAUAUUUGCACCGUUUUUACAUCCAUGAUCUGUUUUCUGUUGUUAAUCUACUCCCUUUGCAAACAUCUCGGGAAGAUGCAGGUCUAUGGAAAAGGAUUGUAUGACCCCAGCACCACAACGCAUGUGAAGGCUUUGCAAACCGUGAUCUCCUUUCUCUUAUUAUUUGCCUUAUGCUUUUUGUCUGUAAUCGUAUCCAUUUGAUUUUCUACUAGUUUCCAUAAUGAAGUCUUCUUUUUUUCUCAGGUUAUUGGGAUCUUAUAUGCUUCAUGCCAUUCGUGUGUCCUGAUUUGAGGAAACAGAAAGCUGAAACAGGCAUUUUUGUCAGUUCUUUGGCAGGCAAGGUGCUGGCUGAAAAAAUAUUCAUAUCUAUAGCAAUAACGGGGAAGGGUGUGACUUCCAGCAGAAACUGAAGUCUGGUAUUUUGUACUUCAUAAUGUAUAAUUUUUGCAUAGUAUAUUUGAGUGCUUUCUAUAGACAUUCCUAGAAAAUAUUUUAGCUAAACUUGUUAAAUAAAAGUACAUGUUUGUGUGUUAGUGUGCACAUACAGAAAAUAUAAGAAAAAUUGUGAAAAUAUAUAUAA
This is a messenger RNA of Cavia porcellus (domestic guinea pig), 13017 nucleotides long. RefSeq names its product taste receptor type 2 member 50-like. Gene Ontology annotation, biological process: detection of chemical stimulus involved in sensory perception of bitter taste; sensory perception of taste; G protein-coupled receptor signaling pathway. Lineage: Eukaryota; Metazoa; Chordata; Mammalia; Rodentia; Caviidae. The coding region runs from base 12069 to 12638 and encodes 189 amino acids. The transcript is spliced from 2 exons. Gene Ontology annotation, molecular function: G protein-coupled receptor activity; bitter taste receptor activity. Gene Ontology annotation, cellular component: membrane. The record is from RefSeq and is a predicted model, not a curated record.